Messenger RNA from Nomia melanderi (Alkali bee), 927 nucleotides. RefSeq names its product STING ER exit protein. The record is from RefSeq and is a predicted model, not a curated record. NCBI's taxonomy places the organism in Eukaryota, Metazoa, Arthropoda, Insecta, Hymenoptera, Halictidae. Gene Ontology annotation, biological process: endoplasmic reticulum membrane organization; endoplasmic reticulum to Golgi vesicle-mediated transport.
UUUAGAUUCGGAAAUGAUUCGAUUAAUCGAUUAUGAAUCAAAACACGUUUGUAAACAUAAUUUGACAAGCACAACUUGAACUUGUAUUUUAAUUGUAUAAUUUAAAGUAAAAAUGCCGAAAGUAGUUUCAAGAAGUAUAAUAUGUUCCGAUACCAAAGAUCAAGAAGAAUACAGCGAAGAAAAACCGUUACAUAUCUAUUAUUGUUUAUGUGGACAAAUGACAUUGAUUUUAGAUUGUGCAAUAGACAAAUUGCCACUGAGAAAGAGAGAUGGUGCACGAGUUAUUGAUGGUAGUAAACAUGCUCAUAAAAUGACUUGUGAACAAGAUGAAAUCGUGUAUUUAAAACGGCCUGAAGGCAUAGAGAAACAAUAUCGUCAAAAGUGUAAAAAGUGUGGACUCUUUCUUUAUUACAAACAUGAUCAAGCAACGAAUGUUGUGUUUAUUGUGAAGGGUGCUGUAAUUAAAAGUUCUGGUGAAGGUCCUAUGACGGAUAUAUAUAAUCAAGUAGCUAUUGAAAAGCCAAAAAAGAUAAUGGUAACAAAACAUACCAAAAAUAUGGGAAAAUUCAGUUCUGUCACUGUCUCUACUAUUGACGAAGAAGAAGAUGAAAUUGAAGCUAGAGAAGUUGCUGACUCUUAUGCGAAUAAUGCUCGAAUAAUAGAAAAACAAUUGGAAAGAAAAGGAAUGAAUAAACGAAAGACAAUGCCUCCACCUGAAGCAGAACAAAAGAGAGCAAGACCUAGAGGCACACUGCUGGACGUGUAAAAAUUAGUUGUACAUACAUCGUUGCGUAUCUAAAAUAAUUGUAAUUGUAUAUAAAUAUUUUUACAAAUUUUAAUUUAGUUUUUUUUGCUAGUACUUAAAUUUCAUAGAAAAUAAAAAUUUAAAGAAUUAGACGGUUUUUUUAACAUUAUAUCGAAUUGUUU